This is a messenger RNA of Alnus glutinosa, 2689 nucleotides long. Its product is annotated as calcium-dependent protein kinase 11. The transcript has 7 exons. Gene Ontology annotation, molecular function: calmodulin binding; calcium ion binding; ATP binding. Gene Ontology annotation, biological process: intracellular signal transduction; protein autophosphorylation; peptidyl-serine phosphorylation. Gene Ontology annotation, cellular component: nucleus; cytoplasm. The coding region runs from base 214 to 1599 and encodes 461 amino acids. The record is from RefSeq and is a predicted model, not a curated record. NCBI's taxonomy places the organism in Eukaryota, Viridiplantae, Streptophyta, Magnoliopsida, Fagales, Betulaceae.
AUAAAACAAAAAAAAAAAGAAAUCAAAACAUGACCGAGAGGAGAGAGAGAUAAGAAAAGUAGGACGUUGAUUGGGAGGGAGAGAGAAACAAGUACAAAGAAAAGAGGAGUUUUUUUCUUUGCUUUCUUUGCUUGAGAAUUGAGAGAGGGAAGGGAAAGGAAAGGGAGACCAAGAAACGGUUUCACGAUCCAAAUCUGAGAGAGAAGAAAGGCAAUGAAGAAGCAGGGCGGAGCAUCGCAAUCGACGGCAGCAACAAAGCCGGCGACCACGGUGUUGCCGUAUCAAACCCCAAAACUGAGAGACCAUUACCUUAUUGGGAAGAAGCUGGGGCAAGGACAAUUUGGGACGACCUACCUCUGUACCCAAAAGUCCACGGGCGCCCAGUACGCCUGCAAGUCCAUCCCCAAGCGGAAGCUGCUGUGCAAGGAGGACUACGAGGACGUUUGGAGGGAGAUUCAGAUCAUGCACCACCUGUCCGAGCACCCGCAUGUGGUGCGGAUCGAAGGGACCUAUGAGGACUCCGUGUUCGUGCACUUGGUCAUGGAGCUCUGCGCUGGGGGCGAGCUGUUCGAUAGGAUUGUCCAGAAGGGGCAUUACAGUGAGAGAGAGGCCGCGAAGCUCAUAAAGACCAUCGUUGGGGUGGUGGAGGCUUGUCACUCUCUUGGGGUCAUGCACAGGGAUCUCAAGCCUGAGAAUUUUUUGUUUGAUACUCCUGCUGACGAUGCCAAGCUCAAGGCCACCGAUUUCGGCUUGUCUGUCUUCUACAAGCCAGGAGAAGCCUUCUGUGAUGUUGUUGGAAGUCCCUAUUAUGUUGCACCUGAGGUAUUGAAAAAGCGUUAUGGACAUGAAUCAGAUGUAUGGAGUGCUGGUGUUAUCCUUUACAUCUUAUUAAGCGGAGUUCCUCCUUUUUGGGCUGAAACUGAAACGGGAAUCUUUAGACAGAUUUUACAAGGCAAACUAGAUUUUGAUUCUGCACCAUGGCCUAAUAUUUCAGAAAGUGCAAAAGAUUUGAUAAGAAAGAUGCUUGAGAGGGACCCAAUAAAAAGAAUUUCUGCCCAUGAAGUCGUAUGUCACCCAUGGAUUGUGGAUGACAGAGUUGCUCCAGACAAGCCUCUGGAUUCUGCAGUUUUGUCACGGCUGAAGCAGUUCUCAGCAAUGAAUAAACUUAAAAAGAUGGCUCUGCGUGUCAUAGCAGAAAAACUUUCAGAGGAAGAAAUUGGUGGUCUGAAAGAGUUGUUCAAUAUGAUUGACACAGACAAUAGUGGAACAAUAACAUUUGAGGAGCUUAAAGAGGGUUUGAAAAGAGUGGGCUCUGAACUAAUGGAAUCUGAGAUCAAGUCCCUUAUGGACGCGGCUGAUAUAGACAACAGUGGAUCAAUAGACUAUGGUGAAUUUCUAGCUGCUACUUUGCACAUAAAUAAGAUGGAGAGAGAGGAGAAUCUGACUGCAGCCUUCUCCUAUUUUGACAAAGAUAGUAGUGGUUAUAUCACCAUUGAUGAGCUUCAACAGGCUUGCAAAGAGUUUGGUCUAGGUGAUGUCCAACUGGAUGAGAUAAUUCAAGAAAUUGAUCUAGACAAUAAGGAAUGGUUUUGGAACUAAUACCUACCCAAAAAAAAAAAAUGGUAUUGGAACUACUAGUUUCAAAGUAAGAUGGUCCCGAUGGUCCUGGCUUUCUUUGUUUUCGUUAUUUGUUGCUUACCACUUUCUGUUUUUGCUUUUUUUAACAGCUUUCUUUUUCCCUCAUAGGAGAACACAGAAUUGAAUCUGUGACCUCAUCCUCCACCCUGUACUUUAUACUUAAGAGGAAGGAGAUGCCAUUUGGUCCAAAGACCAUUGGCUUUUCCCUUGUUUUGGAGUUCAAGGUUUGGGUCAAAUUAAUUCUGUAGGCAAACUCUCAUAUAGUAUUUUGUAAAUAUAUGUACCUUUUGGGAACUCGAACGUGCAAUUAGCCAAUCAGGUAUUGCUUGAAGCUUUUUCAUGGAAUUUGGGUUGCAAGAUAAAAUUUUAAAAGAGGUUCGGAGAACCCUUCAACCUCACCUCACCUCACCUCACCUCACCUCUUUCUAGAGUCGGUGACUGAAAAUUUUGAUUAUGGUUUUGUGAUUGAAAACUUUGAGGGCAAGAUGUAUCUUAACAGAAACAUGUUCUUUUAGACUCAAGGGAUGAACAUUAAUCUUAAGUAUCACCAGUGGUGUAUUCUUGUUAAUCUGACCCACAAGCAGCUGCUCAGAGAAUGAAGCAGUUUAAAGGGGCUGCUUUUGUAUGAACUGAGUAUUAUUUGUUAUUGUUGGUCAAUCAUUUUGUCAACAAUUAACAAAUUCAGUCAAAUUGAUUGCUUCAAAAAAAUUAGGGGGCAAAAUUUGUGUUCCAGUAAUGAGAAUGCCAUGUAGUUCCAGAAUUCGAGAGGAUUGAGAUGCCGAUAGAUGUGAUAGAUGUACUGCAAGAACUUCUUAAAGGUUUCCAUUUUUAUUGUGGUGUUUUCAGAAGUGGGAUGGGGAUGGGAGGGGUUACGGUUGUUAUCUUGGUUUUCUAGCCCAUGGCAAUGGAGAAAGAGGCCUUGAUAGAUAAUUGAAAGUAGAGAAAUGCUUUGAACAGAUAAAGGUGAUAUAGUCAAAGUUGACUUAUCAAAAAAAAAAAGGUGAUAUAGUCAAAGUGUGUGUGUGUGUGUGAGAGAGAGAGAGAGAGAGAG